Xenopus tropicalis (tropical clawed frog) is the source of this 2215-nucleotide messenger RNA. It is a transcript of the gene syt6, whose product is annotated as synaptotagmin 6. Gene Ontology annotation, cellular component: membrane; transport vesicle membrane; synapse. The record is from RefSeq and is a predicted model, not a curated record. The transcript has 7 exons. Lineage: Eukaryota; Metazoa; Chordata; Amphibia; Anura; Pipidae. Bases 185 to 1771 code for a protein of 528 amino acids.
UCUAUGGAUGAUACAGACAUAGCAGAGCAGUGCUGAGAGCCAAUACCAGAUGUGUGUGUGUAUUGAUAACAUAUAAACUGUAGAUUGCUCCACUAUAGACCCCUGUAUAUGUCUCUCUGCUGGUGGUGCUGCAUAGAGAGCCAAGAGUGGAGUAGCGCUAAGAGAGGAGGAUGCAGUGUGGGAAAUGAAUAAGGCAAUAGGAGAAGAUGCAAACUUGUGUCACAAGGCGAUUUCCAUCAUCCAAGAGCUGUGUAAGACGCAGGGGGCUGCCUUGGAGCGGGGAACUUGCAGGGAGUUUUUGCUGCUGCUGCCGCCGGACCACAACCUGCGCAUAACUGAUCCAGACCUGUCCGUCAGCCUCCUUGCAGUGAUAGUUAUUGUGUGUGGGCUGGCCCUGGUGGCAGUUUUUCUCUUUCUCUUUUGGAAGCUGUGGUGGGUGCCCUGGAGAAACAAGGCAGUGCCUUCUAAUCCCGCUGAAAAGCAGAACGCCUCUUCUGUAACUGGAAUCAACUGUGAUAAAGAAGCCAUGGCGGAUAAGCUGAAAGAUGCCAGCAACUUGGGAUUUCUGGAAGCAGCAGUUAAAAUUAGUCAUACAUCUCCAGAUAUACCAGCUGAGGUCCAGAUGUCUAUGAAAGAACAUCUCAUGCGCCGGACAAGGAUACAGAGGCAAACAACUGAGCCUGCAUCCUCCACCAGACAUACCUCCUUCAAAAGGCAUUUAAACCGUCAGAUGCACGUAUGUAGUGUUGAUUUUGGAACGGAUACCUUGCAAGUAACAGAGCAACCAACCAGCAUUGGUAGGAUUAAACCUGAGCUGUACAAACAAAAAUCAGUAGACUCUGAAGACAUAAAGAAGGAUGAUGCUAAGACCUGUGGUAAAAUCAAUUUCACCCUAAAGUAUGAUUAUGAAAUUGAGACUUUAAUAGUUCGAAUACUUAAAGCCUUUGAUCUUCCAGCCAAGGACUUUUGUGGAAGCUCUGAUCCUUAUGUGAAGAUCUAUCUUUUGCCUGAUCGGAAGAGGAAAUUUCAAACUAGAGUUCAUAGAAAGACACUGAACCCAACAUUUGAUGAAUCAUUUCAUUUCCCUGUCCCAUAUGAUGAUCUACCCAACAGAAAACUCCACCUCAGUGUCUUUGACUUUGAUAGGUUUUCAAGGCAUGACAUGAUAGGUGAAGUUAUUUUAGAAAACCUUUUUGAGGAGUCAGACCUUUCAAGGGAAUCUUCCAUCUGGAAGGAUAUCCAGUAUGCAACAACGGAGAGUGUGGACCUUGGAGAAAUCAUGUUCUCUCUUUGUUACCUACCUACUGCUGGACGACUGACCUUAACAGUAAUUAAAUGUAGGAAUCUCAAAGCAAUGGACAUCACUGGUUACUCAGAUCCAUAUGUAAAAGUGUCCCUUUUAUGUGAUGGAAGGAGGCUGAAAAAAAAGAAAACCACCAUUAAGAAGAACACUCUGAAUCCUACUUACAAUGAGGCUAUUAUCUUUGAUAUCCCUCCUGAAAACAUGGAUCAAGUUAGCCUACUGAUUUCAGUAAUGGAUUAUGAUCGUGUUGGACACAAUGAGAUAAUUGGUGUGUGUCGAGUGGGUAAUAGCACAGAAGGACUUGGAAGAGACCACUGGAACGAAAUGUUGGCGUAUCCACGAAAACCUAUAACACACUGGCAUCCUUUAGUGGAAAUGAAAAAGUCUUUCAAAGAGUGGCAAAGUCAUGCAGCAAGUUUUGACAGCCAGGGUUCCUGCCCUUCACCGAAACCACCGGCAACUCCUUGAAAUUCACCUGUUUACCUACUAAUUGGUCUGUUUAGGACUACUGCAAAAGUGGUUUUGCCUUCCAAACAGCAAAUCAUAAAAAGGAAUAAAUCACAUGAAUGUUAGACACAAAUGAAGACAAAAACAGAAAAUGUAUCAGUGGUUUGAUUUGUUUCUUCGUCUAUUGUCUCCUGAGAUUUCAUAUUGUAAUUUGAUGGUGUUUCCCCUGGUUGAAAUCUGAAAACUGGAGAAAUAAUUAUGUAAAAAAGUAGCUGUUUUGUGGACAAUGAAUGUACAUGAAAGCAUUCUCUCCUACAGAACCAAUAGGUAGUUGUUGGCACCACUAUUAUGGGUUUUCUAAAGAUCAGUGCUUACAAAGACUCAGCUCUGAGACCCUGUAUGAAUUUCUAUGCUGUGCUACAUUUUUUGACUUCUUGUAUGUAAUUUAUACGUGCUAUAAGACUA